CUCCUUCCCAGACCGUCGCCAGCAAGCAGCCAAAGCAGAGCAAGAAGCCGCAGCCAGCCAGCCAGUCUCCUCCUCCUCGGGCGGGAGGGAAGAGAGAGGGAGACAGCGACCGGGCGAGAGGCGGCGGAGGCUCCGAGGAGGCGGCCGGCAGCGUUGGCCCGGGAAAGGGACGGGGCCGGAGGAGGCUGGCUGAUCGGUUGGAGGGAAGGGAAGGCCGGGAGGGAGGGGAUGGCGGCGCGGCGGGCGGCGGCGUGGGAGCAGGGCGGCGACGAGUACGACUACCUGUUCAAGGUGGUGCUGAUCGGCGACUCCGGCGUGGGCAAGUCCAACCUCCUCUCCCGCUUCACCAAGAACACCUUCUCCCUCGACUCCAAGUCCACCAUCGGCGUCGAGUUCGCCACCCGCACCACACAGGUGGAAGGGAAGACGAUAAAGGCGCAGAUAUGGGACACGGCGGGGCAGGAGCGGUACCGGGCGAUCACGAGCGCCUACUACCGGGGCGCCGUGGGGGCGCUGCUGGUCUACGACGUCACCAAGGCCGCCACCUUCGACAACGUGAAGCGGUGGCUCAAGGAGCUGCGCGACCACGCCGACUCCAACAUCGUCAUCAUGCUCAUCGGCAACAAGACCGACCUCCGCCACCUCCGCUCCGUCGCCACCGACAAGGCCGCGGGCUUCGCCGAGUGGGAAGGCCUCUCCUUCAUCGAGACCUCCGCGCUCGACGCCACCAACGUCGACAAGGCCUUCCAGACCGUCCUCGCCGAGAUCUACCGGGUGGUCGGCAAGAAGGCGCUGUCGUCCACGGAUGAUUCCGGUGCCGGCGCCGUCGGAGAGGGGCAGUCCAUCCUCGUGUCCGGCGGAGAACCCACCAGCGUUUCCUCGAGAUGCUGCUCUUUCUAGCCGAUGCAUGUCACCAUGUCAGCCAUUUCGGUUGAUUGCUUAAUUAAUAUGUGACCAUGUCCUGCGACCAAAAUAAAUUCAGAAGGUUAUUUAUUUUUUAGGCCA
Messenger RNA from Triticum aestivum (bread wheat), 1005 nucleotides. Its product is annotated as ras-related protein RABA2a. The record is from RefSeq and is a predicted model, not a curated record. Gene Ontology annotation, molecular function: GTP binding; GTPase activity. The coding region runs from base 229 to 900 and encodes 223 amino acids. The transcript is spliced from 2 exons. NCBI's taxonomy places the organism in Eukaryota, Viridiplantae, Streptophyta, Magnoliopsida, Poales, Poaceae.